AUGGAGAGAACAUCUACACUGGUUUCGUUUCUGGUACUGCCAGUGUUAUUUUUUGCAUCAUCAUUUCAUGUCGAUUCGGUAAUGGCGAAAAGAUCGACAUACAUUGUCCAUAUGGACAAAUCAGUGAUGCCCAGAGCUUUUCUCAGCCACCAUGAAUGGUAUUCUUCCAUUCUUAAUUCCAUCAAAUCCACUCCAUUAAACACCCAUAUCUAUACCUACGACAAUGUCUUGCAUGGUUUCAGUGCUUCAUUAACUGAUGAAGAACUAGAAUUUCUCAAAAAGUCACCAGGGAAUAGCGGCCCUGGUCUUGGAACAUCAAACAAUGGUUUCCCCUGGCUAAUGACUGUUGGAGCUGGAAACUUCGAUCGUUGGUUCGGAGGAUCAGUGACUUUAGGAAAUGGAUUAAGCAUACUUGGAUGGAGCAUUUACCCUGUUUCAACCAUUGUUGAAGACUUACCUCUUGUGUACAACAAAACAAUUUCCGGUUGCGAUUCAAGCGUUCUGCUCUCUUCUGCCGAUGGAAUUGUCAUCUGCGAUAACCCCAACCUCUAUUUCCAGGGAGAAGCCGUUUCUAUUUCGACCGUCCCGGCCGUCAUAUUCUUCUCAGAUGAUCCAUCCAUGUUUGAUCAGGGCGAAUUCAAUUUCCAAGGUGUUGCAGUUUCCACUAAAUAUAAAGACAUAGUCUUGAACUAUACGAUGAAUGAUGUCAAACCGACGGCCACAAUUCGUUUCAACCAAACUUUCACCGGAAUAAAACCAGCUCCAGCUGUUUCUGAUUACAGUUCCAGGGGCCCUUCACCAAAUUACCCGAAUAUAUUGAAACCUGAUAUUUUCGCCCCGGGAACAUUAGUUCUGGCUUCAUGGAUGCCAACUGAUAUUAUAGAAACAAUUGGUGACAGAAACUUCUCCAGCGGUUUCAAUAUUAUCAGCGGAACUUCCAUAACAACCAACAAUGACUGUUCUAGCCCUUCGUCCGACAUAAAUUAUCCAUCCUUCAUGGCAUUGUACGAGAAUGGGAACACCACAACAUUGUCCAAGACUUUCAAGAGGACGGUUACCAAUGUCGGAAAUGGUGCUACCAAAUAUCAAGCUAAAGUGGUAGCUCCAAAGGGUUCUGUCAUUACAGUAGACCCAUCAGAACUGAGUUUCCAAAAUAAGAUGGACACUCAAGUCUACUCUUUGACCAUUCAGUAUCAAGGUGACACUAAUUGGACUGUGAGUUUUGGUUCAUUGAGUUGGGUUGAGGUUGGAGGAACACACAUUGUGAAGAGUCCAAUUGUGGUUUCUCCUACUGAUUUUCAGAGUGAAGGAUUAGUGCAUUAA
Oldenlandia corymbosa var. corymbosa is the source of this 1323-nucleotide messenger RNA. The record is from the annotation of a GenBank genome assembly. NCBI's taxonomy places the organism in Eukaryota, Viridiplantae, Streptophyta, Magnoliopsida, Gentianales, Rubiaceae.